Molecule: messenger RNA, 1107 nt
Organism: Mycotypha africana
Lineage: Eukaryota; Fungi; Mucoromycota; Mucoromycetes; Mucorales; Mycotyphaceae
Product: helix-loop-helix DNA-binding domain-containing protein
Exons: 2
Coding region: 1-1107 (368 amino acids)
Biological process (GO): regulation of transcription by RNA polymerase II
Molecular function (GO): RNA polymerase II cis-regulatory region sequence-specific DNA binding; DNA-binding transcription factor activity, RNA polymerase II-specific; protein dimerization activity
Source: RefSeq, a predicted model, not a curated record
AUGAUGAGUGAUAAUAUCAAUAAUCAAGCUGAUUUCACCUCAGUCUCUGAUAACCGAUCAGUAUUUGAUGCCUUGCGACGGCAACAGCGGCAAGCGCAUCCAUCUGAGUCAACAUUAGAAAAUAACUCAGCAGACGUAAUGCCAGAACUGUCGGCUCCUUCCAAGCAAUACUCUUAUCAGCAACACUACCGUGCAUCUAGCAUGUAUGAUUAUGGCAGUGGUGGUAUCCAACCCCCUCACUAUCAAUUUCAGUUGUACAAUCAGGCGGUUGCUGCUAGUGCUCCAAUUCAAAUGAAAAGAUCUUCCACCAAUCCUACCACAACAGCAAUAGAAGAUGCUACGGCGUCCAGAAAAUGCACAGGCGGUUUGGUUCAUGCUGCCUAUUCUCCUCCUUCUACUACUUCCACUUCUACAGGCUACUACUACCAUCCAUUUGUGGUAGGUAGUGCGCCUACAUCUUCUUCUCAAAUGACUCAUCAUCCAACAUACUACGCACCAUCUCCGAUAAAUAAUAGUAGAUCGACGGAUGAUUUGAUAUCAGUAGCUACGUCGUCUACUACAAGAAGCCCCAUAACAAAUCAAUUUCCUCAGCAUAUAAAUACUAAUUCGUCUGCUGCUACUAUGACUCAACUGCAGGAUCAACAAGUUGUUGAAUACAUUGUGAAUGAUGAUUCGAAUGAAAGCGGCGCACUUAUAGAAGAUUAUUCCACCCAAGCAAAUAUGCAAGCAAUCAUGGAGAAAAGACGUAGGCGUAGAGAAUCACAUAACGCAGUGGAAAGACGAAGGCGUGAUAAUAUUAACGAAAGAAUUCAAGAACUCGGCACACUAUUACCAGAGUACAACACUGCAAUAAUGACUAUGAGUAAUAUAGAAGCAGGAGGAGACAUUGAGAACACUGUAGGAGCUAUUUCUGCGUCUGUGCAAAAAAUGAAUAAAGGUACUAUACUACGUAAAAGUGUCGAACAAAUAAAAAAGCUGCAAAGUGACAUAUUGCAGUAUCAGCAAAGAAUUAGAGAGCUGGAGAUGGUUCUACAACAACAGCAACAACAGCAACAACAAAGACAGCAGCAGCAUCGAUAUAAUAUUUACACUGAACACUCCCAUUAA